AUGAGCACGGACGAUAGCCCACCCUUGCACUUUAUCAUCGAAUCAUCGACCUUAAUUCCCACUGGGGAUGCUUUUCGCAAAUUGCGUGAAUUCCUUCAAGAUUUCAAGGAGCGCACAGAAACUAGUGAUGCUGGGGGGCAAGAUCCCAACAAUGCAGCGUUAAAGAUUGCCCAGCUUAAAAAGCUCGUGCAGGGGGGCCGCAAAAAGGGUUGGUACAUCGGAGUCUGUGGUCCCGCAGGCCUGUCUUUUGCAGUUUUGUACUACAAGCUCCCGAUUGAUUUUGAUUCUAGUUCACAGCAGUGA
Cantharellus anzutake is the source of this 303-nucleotide messenger RNA. RefSeq lists its product as uncharacterized. Lineage: Eukaryota; Fungi; Basidiomycota; Agaricomycetes; Cantharellales; Hydnaceae. The transcript has 2 exons. The record is from RefSeq and is a predicted model, not a curated record. Bases 1 to 303 code for a protein of 100 amino acids.